Hibiscus syriacus is the source of this 706-nucleotide messenger RNA. RefSeq lists its product as uncharacterized. The transcript has 6 exons. The coding region runs from base 1 to 618 and encodes 205 amino acids. Lineage: Eukaryota; Viridiplantae; Streptophyta; Magnoliopsida; Malvales; Malvaceae. Gene Ontology annotation, molecular function: DNA-binding transcription factor activity. The record is from RefSeq and is a predicted model, not a curated record.
AUGCCGAGGGGACGACAACCUUUCCCACAGCAUCUACAGCAACGGUCUUCUUCUUCAAUGGUGAAUUUGUCAUCAAAAACUUCAUCAUCAACAUCUGUAAUGAAUUUUCAGAUGAAGCCCCCUUCAAACCAAAGCUAUUAUACAAAUUUUAAACCUUUCUUGCCUGGAGAGAAGGUAAUUGGCAUGAAGAGACCAUACCCUUUCUCCCUGGACAAUUCUCCAGGACAAUUCCCUUUUCACACAAAAUAUUAUCCUCCCAUUGUUAAUUCCAACAAUGGGAAAUUUGAAGCCACUUCAAGUACUAGCAAAGCUACCACAUUCAAUUCCGAUUCCGGCACCUCGAAUUCCAGGGAAGGGCCUUCAAAUGGGGUUUUUGCUAGAGGUUUUCUUACGUUAGCUCCUCCAACAACUACAUCAAAUUUAUUGGCUUAUCAUCAAGCAAGCUUUGAAGAUUCGAUUAUGAAACAAGGUGGCAGUGGAUUAUAUAUGCAGCGACCUUACUAUAGCGUCUUUCCACCACCUGCAAUGGCGAAAAUUGAACAAGCAAGUGCAGCAACAAUGGCUAAUUGUAAAAGGGUUGAAGUUGCUGAACAUAUUGAUCUCCAUUUAAAGCUAUAAAAUUCAUGUACAUUUGAGUGAAAUAAGCUCUUGUUUUGUAUCAUAAUGGUUUUUUUUUCAAUGAAAAAAAUAUCGAGUAUUCGAGGAA